AUGGUCGCCAAGCAGCUGAGGAUCUACAACUUCAAGGAUGACCAGAUCCAGGAGCUCAAACUGCACCGUCAGCUCAUCCUCAUUUGCGAUGGCUACGACGAAAGCCAGCAAUUGGUCAAUCUCCACAAGACCAACAUGCUGAAUCAGCCGGGGCAGUGGAACACCAAGAUGAUAGUCAGUUGCCUCACCCAGUUUCUUGGACCGACCUAUCUCGACCGCUUCAAGCCUCAACCUUUUGAUCGGUACUCGUCUGGCUCGCAGGAUCUCUUCCAGGAGGCAGUUGUCGCGCCAUUUUCCAAGGACCAGGUCAAGAACUAUGUCGAGCAGUAUGCCAAGGAUCCCCAGGCGGCGCUUUUGUUUAGCAACAGCCAAGCUCCAUGGUCGGCAGAAGAGUACAUGGACAAGCUGGCAGCGAUCCCCAAUGUCAUGGACCUCGUCAAGAAUCCCUUCCUGCUUACACUUGCGCUCAAGGCCCUGCCUGGUCUUGCUGCGUCGAACAAGAAUCUGGCAAGCAUCCGUGUUACACGUGCAGGGCUCUAUGAUAUGUUUGUCGACCAAUGGCUGGAGACGAACAGGGUGCGUCUACAAUCCAACACUUUGACCAAGGAGGAGCUGGCGGCUUUCAACUCUCUGGUGGAUGACGAUUUUAUUGUCCAAGGAGUCGACUACCUUGUGCGACUAUCCGCCACUAUCUUUAAGGAGCAGGACGGAAACCCGAUCGUUCAGUACACCCAUCGGCAAGACAAGAACACUUGGAAGGCGGCAUUCUUUGGCACCGACCCCGAGGCCAAGCUGCUCCGUGAUGCCAGCCCAUUGAUGCGCACCGGCAACCAGUAUCAUUUUGUCCAUCGGUCUGUUCUUGAGUACCUUUUCUCUCGAGUCAUCUACAGCCCGGUCAAGGUUGACGAGGAAUUUGAUCCGCAAGUCGAAACUGCACCCCCAGUCUCGCAACUCCUCGACGCCAACAAUCCCUUGUUCCAGAGAGACCUACUCCAGGAACCGUCUAUCAUCCAGUUCCUGUGUGAUCGCGUGAAGCUGAACCUUGAUUUCAAGCUUCAACUUCGCGCCGUCAUCGACCGGUCCAAGACCGACGCUAGUGCUGCCAUUGCCGCCACCAACGCGAUCACGAUCCUGGUCAGAGCCGAUGUGUCCUUCAACGGCGCAGAUCUUCGAGGCGCCAAAAUCCCUAAUGCCGAUCUGUCCGGUGGUCAAUUCGACUAUACUCAGUUCCAAGGAGCCGACUUGACAGGCGUCAAUUUCUCGAAGAGUUGGCUGCGGCGGGUGGACAUGAGCGAUGCACAUAUGGAGGGUGUUCGAUUUGGAGAGCUACCGUACCUUGAGAUGGAUGAAACUAUGCUCUCCUGCACAUGUUCGCCCGAUGGGAAGAUGCUUGGUGCGGGUUUAUUCGAUGGGACCAUUUAUAUCUACGACACUUCAACCUGGACAAGGAUGCAUCGCCUGCAAGGACAUGCUGAUAGGGUGGAGAGUAUUGUCUUCUCACCAGACAGCCAACGACUCGUAUCCGGCAGCUACGACUGGACGGUUCGAUUGUGGGACACUACCAGCGGUGAGGAGCUAUUGGUCAUGGAGAAACACAGCCACAAUGUUAUCUCGGUCACUAUCUCACCCUGUGGAGGCAGAAUUGUGUCGGCCAGCGACGACACGACGAUGCGAUUAUGGGACGCGCACACUGGAGAGAGUCUCUUUGUGUUGGAGUGUGAUGGCUUUUCGACGAGGAACGUCAAGUAUUCACCAGAUGGACGCCAACUUGUGUCAGGCGGCUUGGACGGGAUGAUCCGGUUUUGGGAUGCAGAGACAGGAGAGUCAGGGAUUGUUUUAAGUACAUCUGCGCCCAUCCCCCACAAGAUACCUACGCAGACGGAGGUUUCGUCCAGGGCUUACGCUCUGGAUGGCAGUCAGCUCGCAUUCGGUUGUGUAGAUGGCUCUAUCCGCUUGUGGAACUGUCAAACCGACACAGCAGGACCCGUCUUGGAGGGCCACUCAAGGUGUAUUUGCAUAUUGGUCUAUUCGCCGUGCUGCCGCUGGAUUGUCUCUGUCGACGAGAGCAACACCGUGCGAUUGUGGGACCUGCACGAUAUGGGGCUACAAUAUCUUCUUGUGGAUGUCGACGAGCAUUUGGGAGGAGAUUUCGGUGCUGUGGCUUUCUCGUCAACUGGAGGUCAACUAGCAAUCCAUGCUGGAAGCGUCGGCAAUGUAGCAUGGAAUCCCGUUGUUCCAAUGGAGCUUACCACCGGUGCCUUUGAUGGAUCUGUCCAAUUAUGGAGAAUGUCGAUCGAUGAGGGUGGGAACAUCGUCUUCAAGAUGGUUUGGGGCCCAAACCUAAGAAUACUCUAUACCAAGGGUGCUACAUUCACGAACGCCGUAGGACUCAGCCCGACCCACCAAAAGUUGUUAGUCCAACGCGGGGCCCUUCCUCCUUCCGAAGAACCGACAUUCCCACAUGACUAG
Linnemannia hyalina is the source of this 2469-nucleotide messenger RNA. The record is from the annotation of a GenBank genome assembly. NCBI's taxonomy places the organism in Eukaryota, Fungi, Mortierellomycota, Mortierellomycetes, Mortierellales, Mortierellaceae.